This is a messenger RNA of Pyrenophora tritici-repentis Pt-1C-BFP, 3381 nucleotides long. Its product is annotated as Sfi1 domain containing protein. NCBI's taxonomy places the organism in Eukaryota, Fungi, Ascomycota, Dothideomycetes, Pleosporales, Pleosporaceae. The record is from RefSeq and is a predicted model, not a curated record.
AUGAGCCAAAAUGGAUAUAGACCGACGGAUCUGACCAGCGAGGACUUGACCACUGAGGCUAUUGAGACGCUCUAUGAUAUCGUGUCUUUGGCGCAGAAAUCGACGGAUAACCCCUCGCGCGCCCUCUUCGAUGCGUACAACAAUGUUCUAGAGUCAAAACAUAAACUGCCUAGCGAUGAUGCCGUCCUCCACCGCUUCCUGUCCCAUAUGCAGGAGCAUGGACGUGAGGGCGAGGACUUGUUCUGUCGUUUCCAGCGCGUCAUGUUAGAGUCUUUUGGUUAUGAAGUCGAGCGAGGCACCGAGGAGAUUCAAGCAUUGUCUAAUGUAGACGAGACCCACAACCAAGCGCAGCCGACCUUGGGACGAACAGGAAGUUUCGACUCGUUCCUUGACGGGACUGCAGACAAGGUCGCCGGGGUUGAAUAUGGUGAUCUAGCCGUGCGCCCAAGGAGAGCAUCACAGCAACGUGUCCCGGAUGGUUAUGGCGACAGAGCCCGCCAGCGGCGCUCGAGGUCGGAUACAGAGGCGCAUUCCUCCCAGCCAGCGCAGUUUCCCGUGCGCGCCAAAGUGAACGGCAACGUGCCUCGCCGCUCAACCUCGGCGCAACAACCCCCGGCUCACAAGCGCAGAGUUUCUGUCUCCAGUCGCGGCAGUCUGCAGAUAAGAAGAGGUGGACCAGUAGAGACGCGCAAGAUCGUAAAUCACGACGCAGAUGAGAGCGACUUGACCGACCGUACAGCCAGCUUCGAUAUCUCUAGUAUCCAGAUACCGGGUGUCAACGCGCCCAUCCCCGAUGAUCGUUACGAGUCCCCGCGUCAGCAGCAGCCCUUUGCUCCCGAACCCUUUCGACCUUCUGACACGCGGUUGAUGGACGAUGCCGAGACGUUUGAAGAACAACGGAUACAUCGAGUGACAAGGGAAUGCAUCCGGAUAUGGCGCGACCGCACACAGGCGCGUUUGAACAUGCGCGACGACAUGGAGCGAGCCGCCAUUGCCUUUGACCGUCAGGUCCUGCUUAGGGCUUCUAUCGUGCAGCUACGUGAUACCGCUCUCAUGAGGCGAUCUGCUCGAGAGACAAAUCGCUUCUUCGAUCGGCUGGAGACGAGAGCCGACAAGGCCCGGAGUCUCUUUCUGCUCACCAAAGCCUUCACGCACUGGGCAAAAUGCGCCGAGGAUGAGGUCCAACGCACAUCGGUCGCCCGGCGCCAUAUCUUACGUACACGAUUCUUCAACGGCUGGCGCGACAUUACAGCGGUCAAUGAGCUCAAGAUUCAGCACUUUGCCCUCGCGAAAUUCCUCUCCAGAUGGCGUGCACGUACGGCUGAAGUGAGAAACAGAGAUCAGUUCGCUGGCGAAUACUAUGAAGAUAAACUCGUCAAUCGGUCGUGGAAGGCAUUGAACGAUGCGUACCUGGAAAGGGGAGCGUCAAAUUGGCAUGACAAACGAGUGGUCAGGACCUCCCUGCAGAAGUGGCACGUAACAGCGGAAACCCUAAGAGAACGGGAUGCUUGGGCUACUGAUCGGCGGGAUGCUACGGUCUUGCGAAAGACCUUUCGGGCGUGGCGACAGAGAACCGCAGCUGUCCAGACCAUGCAAUCACAAGCGAAUGGCUUCCAGCAGAACAGCAUACUUCGCACAGCUUUUCACGUAAUACAGAAGCAGGCACAACUCGAGCCGCUGCUUCGACAGUUCCGGGCGCGCACUGAUCGCCGCGUACUGAGUACGGCUUUCCAGGAUUGGCGUAAAGACGCCCAGCUAUCACGCCAAGCUCGCAAUGUCGACCGAAUGCGUGUCCUACGCAACGCUUAUACUGCUUGGAAUGACAGACUACGCAUAAAGGCUUUGGAAGACCGAAUCAACGAUCGUCUGAUCGUAGAGUCGCUCUACAAAUGGACACUGGCAUCUAGGGUAUCUCUUUUCCAACGCGUACACAACCGGCAGCUCAAGGAAUCCGUUUUCUUGACAUGGAUUACCAGGACGAACCAGCGCACGAACACUUUGGAUGCGGCGGAACGACGGUUUGUGCAGUUUAAGCGAAAUCAAUUGUUGCGGACCUGCCUGCGUAAGAUGGAGGCCAUCACUACGGUGAAAAGAGCAGAAGAGUUUGCGAUAGUGGCAGAAUACCAGCAGAAGCUAAAGCAAAGAAUAUUUGACAAGCUCAAAGAGAGGCAAGAGCACUUCCAGCUGUUGAACCAAUGGUCGGCAGACGCACGCUUCUACGUCCUCGGCAAGCAUACGCUAAAGACAUGGAGCGAAGCUACACAGCAUGCACGCCGCAACCGCAGGCGCGACGCCUAUUCGCAAGUCCGUAGAACGGUCAAGACGAACCUUGUGCGAAGAGUGUUCGAACAUUGGAGAAGCAAUACGAAUCAUGUUGCAGCGCUCACUCAGAGAGCGAAUGACAUGUGCGACAGCCGCACUCUGCAAAAUAGUGCUGCAAUCAUACAUCAAUGGCACGACCGCAUGCUUGUACUUGGCCAGCAGGAUGCUCAGGCUGCCAACCUUCAUGCGUUCAAAGUCUCUACUCGCUACCUCACGCAUUGGUUAGAGCGCAUCAACACGCUUCAAACUAUGGACGCUCAGGCUGUAGCUCUCCGACAAGAGAGCACCGAGCUCGCUGCUACAGGCGCUCUCAAGAAGAUGGGCUGGCGACUAUGGAACAUUCACCGACAAGAAGACAAUGCCAGAGCCUUGUUCGACAGGAACUUUGAGAAGCAUGUUAGGGCCAUGGUACGCUUCUGGUUGGAGAGGGCCAAUGAACGGCUUGCAGAACGUUCUGCAAGUCCAACGCCUAGGCGGAGAAGGCGCCGUGAUGACGAUCAUGACAACGGCAACAAUGGCGGCGACCGCGCAGGCUUGGGUGAUCGCCUCGACAAUGACAAAAGUGAUCAAGGUGGCCUAGACCAGCCCGGCGAGGAAACGCAACGUCUGGAAGGCUGGUCUGCGUUCGACGAAACAGCACUAGGUCUGAACAAUGACCUUGAUCUCUCCCUAUCGAUUACACCAGAGCAGCCCAAGCGGUACCCGAGCUUCACGCCUAAUGCAUACUCUCGUCCUCCGCUCUCAUCGUCAGCCCGGCCACCAGGUUCCAUUCUCCGUCGCUCAACUACAUUUGGCCAGUCACAAUCCGCGUUUCGACCUCAGCCAGCGACUAUUGCUGAAGACGAAGAGUCCGAUAUUGAUUUCUUCGACGCCGCUCAAUCAACCUUCUGGACGGGAACGCCCAUGCCUCCUCCUCCAACAAGUAAACCCGGAUAUCUCAAGACGCCAUCGAAACGUAGUGUAGCUCGAGCCAAGCACCCAGAGCUACCCCCUAGUCCGGAGAAGCAGCUACGUGUGCAGAGUCCCUCUUGCCCAACCCCACCUUCCUGUCGUCUGUGA